Cyphellophora europaea CBS 101466 is the source of this 1674-nucleotide messenger RNA. RefSeq lists its product as uncharacterized. The transcript has 2 exons. Bases 1 to 1674 code for a protein of 557 amino acids. Gene Ontology annotation, cellular component: membrane. The record is from RefSeq and is a predicted model, not a curated record. Gene Ontology annotation, molecular function: carbohydrate:proton symporter activity. NCBI's taxonomy places the organism in Eukaryota, Fungi, Ascomycota, Eurotiomycetes, Chaetothyriales, Cyphellophoraceae. Gene Ontology annotation, biological process: transmembrane transport; carbohydrate transport.
AUGGCAGAAAGGAAGGAGACCGGUGUCGACAUCGACACCCAUGGCGACGACCAGUAUGACAAUCCCAAAAGGGCCGGCAGCUUGGUCGUCAGACGUGCCAAAGCUGCCACCGACAAGGAACACCAGAUGACUCUGAUGGAAGGCCUGCGAACGUAUCCAAAGGCAAUUGCUUGGUCAAUGCUGAUCUCUCUUUGUAUUGCGAUGGAAGCCUUCGAUCUGUGCCUGCUCAACACCUUCUACGCCAUGCCCCAAUUCACUGAAGUCUUUGGAGAGCAGACUGCCAGUGGCAGCUACGAGAUUCCCGCGCGCUGGCAGUCCGGCCUCUCCAAUGGUACGCAAUGUGGACAAAUCAUUGGAUUAAUCAUCAACGGCUGGGCAUCCGAGCGCUUUGGCUAUCGCUGGACUGUCAUCGUGUGUCUGGCCCUCAUCACCUGCUGGGUGUCCAUCAUGUUCACCGCCACAACGCUGAACCAACUCCUAGUAGCGUACAUUCUCUCCGGCGUGCCCUGGGGUGUUUUCCAGACGCUCUGCAUCACCUACGCUAGCGAAGUAUGUCCCGUUGCGCUGCGUGGUUAUCUCACUACCUGGGUCAACUUCUGCUGGGGCCUGGGGCAAGUAAUCGGCGUGGGUGCUGUACGCGGCUGCUUGGAUAUCGAGGGUCGGAAUGCUUACCGCAUUCCUUACAGCUUGCAGUGGAUGUGGCCAUUGCCUCUCGCAGCAGGGAUCUUUUUAGCACCAGAGUCGCCCUGGUGGCUAGUCCGCAAAGGUCGCGUCGAGGAUGCUAAGAAGUCUUUGAUCCGCCUGACGAGCCUCAACCGACAGCAUGACUUCGAUGCCGACGAAACCGUGGCCAUGAUUGCACACACGACCGCCAUGGAGCUUGAAAUAACCUCGGGCGCCAGCUACGUCGAUCUGUUCAAGGGCACCGACUUGCGCCGUACGGAGAUCGUGUGUAUGGUGUGGGCGAUCCAGAAUCUUUCUGGCAACUCAUUCUCUGGUUAUGCGACCUACUUCUUAGUACAGGCAGGCCUGGACCCCGAUAAUGCCAUGAAUUUCACACUCGGAAAGCACGGCAUCAACAUGGUAGGCGUUUUCGGUGCCUGGUUCCUGAUGUCGCUGGGUGUCGGUCGCCGAAGCCUCUAUCUUUACGGUCUGAUGGGUCUGUGCAGCAUGCUACUCAUCCUGGGCUUCCUCGGCAUCCCUGCGGACCGAGACGCCGCCUCGCUGGCUACGGGCUCGAUCAUGCUCGUGUGGGCCUUGUUCUAUCAACUCACCGUCGGGACUGUUUGCUACUCGCUGGUGGCAGAAUUGUCCACACGCCGUCUGCAGAUCAAGACCGUGGCACUCGGUCGUGUAUGCUACGCGAUCGUGGCAAUUAUCUGCAACGUCCUUACCCCGUACAUGCUCAACCCAGAGGAAUGGGACUGGGGCAACUAUGCUGGAUUCUUUUGGGCUGGCAUCUGCUUCCUGAGUAUCAUUUACACGUACUUCCGAGUGCCGGAGCCGCGAGGAAGGACAUUUGCUGAACUGGAUUUACUAUUCGAGAAGAGGGUCUCAGCUCGCAAGUUCGCCAGCACUCAAGUGGAUGUGUUUGAGGAGGGUGUCAGUGAUAACGCUGUCAACAAGCUGGACAACAACAUGAAGUAUGCGGCGAAUACGAGCUCGCACGUCUAG